AUGUUAUCUCUCCGCGAUGAUGAUGAUGACGACAAACAUCUCUGCAUCAAAUGUAACGCCACGAUCGUAGGCCUGGACAGCUACAUUAAGCACAGAAAAGACAAGUGCGGCAAGGCCAAAGUCAACAAGAGACCUGAUCUACCGCCAAUCGACACUCUCGACCCAAGCUGCAGUUUGGGUGCUGACAUCUUCUUCCAAUCUCUAGAACUCCAAAGCAGUGUGAAAAAGACAAGUCUUACCCCACCCGUUUCUACAACGAAACCUUCUGAUAGUAAGAAUGCACCGUCCACAUCCAGUCAAAGAGUAAGCCCACUGGAUAGCCGAGGUGAACACUGGAUUGGAGGCCACAGUUUGACCACAGAUACCAGCGUAGACAAUCAUACUAAACUGAUCAAUGCCGUUGCAAGUAUAAGCGGUUCCGUAAAGAAAGAUGUUUCUUUUGAUCUCUAUGACGAAAGUGAUGAUUCGGAAGGCUCUGAGGACGAUGACGACGAUGAACACGUUAGCGGUCAAAAAUGGAAACCGCCACCGAAUUAUACAGGAGGUAAAUGGAGACCAACUUCACCCGACCAAGCUUGGAAUCCAAACGAUGGCGAGCAAACCGGUAAAUGGAAAUCUGAUUUACCAGAUCGCGAUGAAGAUGAUGAAACUCCACCUCCAGGGCAUACUAAAGGCAAAUGGGUACCUGGAGCCAAUGAGAAAACUCAGAUUAUGCAACCAAUCAUUCAGAGUAAGGGUUCCAUACAGUACUGGUGUGGUCCUUGCAACAGACGACUUGGUUCCCGAGCGGUUUACGACAAACAUUUAAAGUCCAGUUUACAUAUAAAGAAAGUUCUUCCCGAACGUGAAUUGGAAUAUUCUGGUCAUUUAAAACCAAUCAAACCGAAGCGCACCAUUCGUCCGUCUCGGUUUGUUAACGAUGGUAUAUACACUCGCACUCAGAGGAAAAAAACAAAACCCACGAAAGUAAGCGUCAAAAUACAAUUGAAGAAGCGUAAAAGGAAAACUACUUUCAUCCGUUGUAUCGGUUGUGACUCCAGGGUGAGACGACACUUGAUGGGCAAGCACUUGAUUUCCCACUACCACUUUAGAAAAACAACCGCCGUAGAUAGCGAAGUUUAUCAAAAGCUCAUACUCGACAACAUUGUGGCUAUAGUACACCAAUCACCCUUCCAAUGCAAUCCAUGCAAGUUUUACACUAAUUGGCUAUCGAAUUUUAUGCAGCAUUGGUUCACAGAAGAACAUCAAGAGAAAACAAAUUUAAUUGAGGGUAGAUUCUGGUGUUCUUUUUGUAAAUUCGAAUGUGAGACUUCUCAAGAGAUGCUUGACCACUUAUCGAGUCCAACUCAUAGCGAAGCUGUGGCCGUCGUCAACAGAUCCAUGCCGAUCAUCAUAAGGAAGAAGACAAUCUUCAAAUGCGAGACUUGUUCAAUGGAGUUUAAAUAUAAUAUUGAGAUGAAAAAGCACAGCAUCAAAACAAGUCAUCCAUUAGCUUAUACUGGAACAGAUGACUACCAAGAAUUCCAUCGUUGUCAGCAUUGCAAAGUGAAGUUCAAAUCUUCAUUAACGUUGGCUGCCCAUCUGAAAAGAAAGCACAAACAGAAAGCUUAUUUCUGUCUCGUUUGUAUGAAAACUUUUAAUACUUCUUUGGAAGCCAAGAUACAUCGACAGACUUCUGAACACAGGAUCAAAAGCAGAGAAAACCGCAUCAGGCUAAAAGGAGGAUCCACAAAGGACUUGAACAAGAAAUGCCCUUACUGUACUGAGAAAGUCGUUUUGAGAAACAUCUUGAUGUUAAAGGAACAUAUUCGGAUAGUACAUCCCGAUAUAAGAAAAAAAUGCCCCAAAUGCGGAAUGACCUUCAUAUUCUCCCAAGAAGUGACCAGGCAUAUCAGAUCCGAAGCUUGUAAAUUCCAACCUUCCUCUUCCAACGCGUCCAUCUUUUGGAACUGCAGCAAAUGUCUCUUUACGACAGACUCGCAAGCGGAAUGCUUCUUUCACGAAGUUCUACACACCGAGCCGGUUAAAGAAACAAAAAUAAUUAAAGGAGUUGAAAAGGUCUUCCAAAAAUAUACGUGCCCGCUUUGCCCUAAGAGCUUUAAGAAGGCGUCCCUGCGUCAGCACUUGCGGCAACAUACCUUUGAAAGACCAUUUGUUUGCGGGACGUGCGGAGCGAACUUCACCAGGCAGACGACUUUGGUAAACCAUCAAAAAAACGAGCACGGCACCACCGGCAAGAUGCCCAGAGUGCCGAUAGUUGAAAGAAUCGAGGAUCCGGAUAUUGAUUGGGAAUGCGAGAAAUGUGGAAACAAUUUUAAUAGUAGAUCUGCUUUAACCCGUCACGUAGCUGUGGACUGUACUGAGCUUUCGAGGUCCGGUGCUAUGCUGCAAUGUCCACAUGAAGAAUGUACUUAUGUGGCAAACACUAUUAGUAAAUUAGCCAGACACCGACGAACACAUGGCGAACGAAUAAAACACCACGAAUGUCCCUUAUGUUCUUUCAAGACGGACCAAGCUAGUCAUUUCAAAAGGCACAUGCUUUGUCACAGAGGAAUCAAACCCUAUGGCUGUCCAUAUUGCCAGUUUACAUGUGGAAGUUUGGAAAAUCUACGAAAACAUGUCCUUCGAAGCGGCCGUCAUAAAGGUCUUUGUUUGUAUAAGUGUCAUAUAUGCAAUUAUCCUACUAAUAUGGCAACUAAUCUCCGAGAACAUUUGAGAACAGUACAUAGUGAUAAGUAUGACUCUAAAAGCGCUACUGAAAGUGUAAGAACACAUUUAAUGGUGAACAAGUCAAUCGAAUGA
Messenger RNA from Bombyx mandarina (wild silkworm), 2802 nucleotides. RefSeq lists its product as uncharacterized. Gene Ontology annotation, biological process: regulation of transcription by RNA polymerase II. NCBI's taxonomy places the organism in Eukaryota, Metazoa, Arthropoda, Insecta, Lepidoptera, Bombycidae. Gene Ontology annotation, molecular function: RNA polymerase II transcription regulatory region sequence-specific DNA binding; zinc ion binding; DNA-binding transcription factor activity, RNA polymerase II-specific. Gene Ontology annotation, cellular component: nucleus. The record is from RefSeq and is a predicted model, not a curated record.